CGCACUUCCCAGAACGUCGUCGUCUUCGUUUAAGUAGAACAACGAUCUUUAAGAACAAGCCGUUACUUCAGGCCAUCUUUUCGAUGUGUACUGUUAUAAGUAGACGGUAACGAACAGUAAGUUUUGCUUCAAGUUUUCAAGUGUCAAAACAUUUCUGGACUUCUAGGGUUUUGUCGUAUGAGUAAAAUGUGCGUUUAAGGUGGAGUUUCAGCCAAAUAUGUAUCCAACGUGAUUUCAGCAAGACACUAAAACCCAAAUGAUCGCCACAUCGUCUCAAAAAUGCCUUAUGGAAAAUGCGAAUAAAUAUUAUAAUAUUCGUUGUAAUAACUAUUCAGCAAUCGGCACUGGGAAUAUGGGAAUUUUGGAAGUUGGAAAACAUGGAGCAAUUCUGGAAGAGAAAACACAUUUCCACUGGCGAAAACGAUAAUGGAUAUUGGAGGGGCAUAACAGGUGGUGUUUUUGUGGCUCUUUUUGGAUACCCAUCAAAUUGUCAACUCAAAGGAGCUUCCCAUGCCUGCACAUUUUCAGUAGCGUGCUGGUGGGCUGGUGGAUCCAGCCAAUCGGGAUGUGGCGCCAAUCCAUGGAUUUUUGCUUGUUGCGUUACUCAGAACAAAAACCAGGAUAUCUUCGAUCGUCCUGUUGCAUUGAAAAACAGUCUGGAAGAAGAUUUAGAGACACGAGAAAAUAUUAUUUCCCAGUCCAUUCAGCGCCGUAAUGAUAUUUGGAAUGACUUUGAUGAGGAAUGUGGAAUUUCCAAUGAUAGAAUAUUGCAAAAAAGGAUAAUUGGGGGCAAGCCGGCCGAAUUUGGUCAGUUCCCAUGGCAAGCGUACAUCAAAAUCCUUUCAUAUCAAUGUGGAGGAGUUCUAGUUUCCAGAAAAUUUGUUGCAACUGCUGCUCACUGUAUUUUGCCGGCAAAACUAACGGAUUUAUUGGUUUAUUUGGGAGAACUUGACACUCAAGACACUGGACAAGUCGAAGAGCUUGCACCAGCCGAAUUACAUAGGGUAAAACGACGCUUAAUUCAUCCAAAAUUCCAUUACAAAUCGACUCAACCAGAUCGCUACGAUUUGGCUCUUCUCGAGUUGGUUACUGAGGCGAGUUUCAGUUAUCACAUAACGCCUAUAUGUCUUCCCGAUUCAGCUAUAGAAUUAACAGGGAGAGAAGCUGUGGUAGCUGGAUGGGGGAAAACUGAACCUCAAAGCAAACAAACAGGCACCAAUGUGUUAAGAAGUGUUUCAGUUCCUAUAUUAGAUAUAAGUGAGUGUAUGGCUUGGCACAAAAUCAAGCAGAUCGUUAUUGAAUUGCAUCCCGAAAUGUUGUGUGCAGGUUAUAAGUUGGGAAAACAAGAUGCCUGCCUUGGCGAUUCAGGAGGGCCGUUAAUACUGUUAGAACAUGAAAGAAGCGCAGCUACAAGAAGAUACAGACAGGAUAGAUCAGGACAACUGAAAAAUUCCAAUUGCAGAAUUCGAGAAAUCAAUUUUCAGUUGAAUUUUGUCUUAAAGAGGGAGAAGGUUUUUCACUACAAUGCAAACUUUUAAAGUGAACGAAUGUACUAAAGGUAGUGGAGCUACAUACUGCGUUAUUAGCAAAUUAAAUAACUUUGUAAGUUUAAAACUAAACGUUCUUUCCAUAAACACAUGAAACACCGGAGAGUUACAUUUUUCUAAUAUAUUGUGAAGAUUAAAUUGCAUAAGAAAGCAUUUCUCAAUCUUCAUCGACAACAACAAAGGGCUUGAAUUAAA
This is a messenger RNA of Dendroctonus ponderosae (mountain pine beetle), 1742 nucleotides long. Its product is annotated as serine protease 27. Gene Ontology annotation, molecular function: serine-type endopeptidase activity. The record is from RefSeq and is a predicted model, not a curated record. Bases 294 to 1538 code for a protein of 414 amino acids. The transcript is spliced from 8 exons. Gene Ontology annotation, biological process: proteolysis. NCBI's taxonomy places the organism in Eukaryota, Metazoa, Arthropoda, Insecta, Coleoptera, Curculionidae.